Canis lupus familiaris (dog) is the source of this 393-nucleotide messenger RNA. RefSeq names its product transmembrane protein 138-like. Gene Ontology annotation, cellular component: cilium. The record is from RefSeq and is a predicted model, not a curated record. Bases 1 to 393 code for a protein of 130 amino acids. Lineage: Eukaryota; Metazoa; Chordata; Mammalia; Carnivora; Canidae. The transcript has a single exon.
AUGGCUCCUAUCAUUCUACUGGUGUUUUUCAUCAUCCAGGAUACUGCAUCUCUUUUCCACAUCAUCAUUUUCCUCUUGUUCUUCAACACCUUUUUCUUGCAGGCUGGCCUCGUCCACCUUGGAUUCCGUAAGUGCAAAGGGACCAUCGUCCUCACAGCUGUGUUCUUCGCCCUCAGCAUCUCCCUUCAUGUCUGGGUCAUGAAUUUACACUGGAAACACUCCAACUGCUUUGUCUGCACACAGGGACUUCAGAUGCUUUUGUAUUCCAGAGCUGCAGCAGUAUUAUACUGUCACUUCUACAAAUGGACAGCUGUGAGACUGGGUGAUCCUCACUUCUGCCAGGACUCUUUAUGGCUGUGCAAGUUCACACAAGUCCAAUUCUUGCCACGUUGA